CCAGCAAUAAGACCAACCGCUUUGCUAUUGUCCAAGUGGAAAGAGCCAAGUUUAUUAUGAGGACUAUAUGCUCUAGAGACCUCAGACAAGGCAUCUCAUAGGAGGCUUUUUCAUAAAACUAGGCUCUGCUGGUAGUAAGGAGGCCAGUUUGGAGGCAGGCGUUGAGCGGUGCACAUCUCCCCUCUCCAGCACCUUCUCCAUACCCAUCUUUUAUUUCAUUUUUCCACUUGGCUGAGCCAUCCAGAACCUUUUCAAUGUAUAAAAUGGAAUAUUCUUACCUCAAUUCCUCUGCCUACGAGUCCUGUAUGGCCGGGAUGGACACCUCGAGCCUGGCUUCAGCUUAUGCAGACUUCAGUUCCUGCAGCCAGGCCAGUGGCUUCCAGUAUAACCCGAUAAGGACCACUUUUGGGGCCACGUCCGGCUGCCCGUCCCUCACGCCGGGAUCCUGCAGCCUCGGCACCCUCAGAGACCACCAGAGCAGUCCGUACGCCGCAGUUCCAUACAAACUCUUCACGGACCACGGCGGUCUCAACGAGAAACGCAAGCAGCGGCGCAUCCGCACCACUUUCACGAGCGCGCAGCUCAAAGAGCUGGAGAGGGUCUUCGCGGAGACGCACUACCCGGACAUCUACACCCGGGAGGAGCUAGCGCUGAAGAUAGACCUCACCGAGGCCAGAGUCCAGGUGUGGUUCCAGAACCGUCGGGCUAAGUUUCGCAAGCAGGAGCGCGCAGCAGCGGCAGCAGCCGCAGCAGCCAAAAAUGGCUCCUCGGGCAAGAAGUCUGACUCCUCCCGGGAUGAUGAGAGCAAAGAGGCCAAGAGCACCGAUCCCGACAGCACUGGGGGCCCGGGACCCAACCCCAACCCGACCCCCAGCUGCGGGGCAAACGGCGGCGGCGGCGGAGGGCCCAGUCCGGCGGGAGCUCCGGGGGCGGCGGGCCCGGGGGGCCCGGGAGGCGAACCCGGCAAGGGCGGUGCGGCUGCGGCGGCUGCUGCAGCGGCGGCGGCGGCAGCGGCGGCUGCGGCUGCGGCGGCUGGAGGCCUGGCUGCGGCCGGGGGCCCCGGACAAGGCUGGGCUCCAGGUCCGGGCCCCAUCACUUCCAUCCCGGAUUCACUUGGGGGCCCUUUCGCCAGCGUCUUAUCUUCGCUCCAAAGACCCAACGGUGCCAAGGCCGCCUUAGUCAAGAGCAGUAUGUUCUGAUCUGCGAUCUGCGGCGGCGGCGGGCGAGCCCGGACCCGGGCUGGCGAGUGGGCGAGUGGGUAAACCCAAGGCGAGUGUCGCUGCUGCCAGUGGCUUUUUCAUCGAAGGCCUAAACUGACCGCGAUUCGAAUAACGAAAAAAUGACGUCGCUCCCAUUUCAACCCAACUCCUACCCCUUCCCUUACCCCUCCUGCAAGAAAACAAACAAACAAACAAACAAAAAACUUCCCCGGCUUCGCACCUGCCUCAGGCUGCGCACAGACAGGGCUCCGCCUGCUGCCCAGGGGGGUGUGAGCAGCGUGGCCUGGACUUCAGGGCACUCUCAGGGGGGCUGUGUCUGAGUGUCGGGUGUAUGUUUGUUUCGGAGAAUGUGUGUCUGUGGCCCCAUGUAGGUGGUAGGGAGAGAUGGGGGACCACAACCAACUCAGUGACUUCUUAGAAAUAAAUUAAAAAUUCGGAAGGCAGCAACGAUAAAGAGUAAAAUAAAAUAAAUCACAAAAGGUAAAAAGAUCCAAAUGGAGGGGACAAGUUAAAAUACAAAGGGAGCUAAAGAGGACAGUGGCCGGAGCUGAGGAUUUGGUCUUGCGAACCCCUAAACUGUACAGACUCUCAUGGCUCCUCUUUAGGAAGGGCUAUUGACGCCUUUCCAGCCCUGGUUCCCCUCAGGUCCUUGGGUCCGGCCACCGCAGUGAUGCCUCACUCAGACUGUCCUGGCAGCCAAAGUGACUUUCUGGAGCCUGCUUGCCUGUCCCCGCCUCGCCAGAAACCAUCUUGCCCUUAGCGCAGCUGAUUGCCACACCGUUGCUAACCCCAAACCCGAAUCUUCGCAGCCGCUUGGCCCUGAAAGACGCCCUGUACAUGAGAUGCCUUUUCAUUCUCAAACUCUGCAACCCGAGUCAGUCUCACAUUCACAGCGCUCCUUUUUUCUCUCCUGCUACCCCCACCGGCAUUUUCUUCUCCCACCAGCUUUUACGGAACUUUUUGGCACUGCUUUGCAUUGGAGUCGGUUGCAGUCCCACUUAGCUGGCUGCAGAGAAAUCUACCCAGCAAGGGAAAGGCACACACAGCGUUUGCAGAAAGUGUCUUGGCUUGCAUUUCUGAUUGAGUGAUCCGAGCUGGACUCAUCCUGUAGGGUGGACGGACUGUAUAGUGAUGAAUCCUUCUACCCGCAGUUUAGACAUCUCUGUUGGGAAUUUUGUUUCAAUUUUAUUUUAAAAGGCACAAACUAUAGAUAUUAGUUGAAUGUUGAGGCUUUAACUUUUUCGGUGUCUUUCUACAGCUGUGUUCUGUGACUCAAUUGUAUCGUGUUACCCUCAGUACAGACCGUCUCCACUGCGUGACUGUAUGAUGUUUUUUCUCUUCUUGUAGUCUCUAUGGUGUGUCUUUAUGGCGUAAUAAGGUUCUCACGGGUUCAAUUCCUUUGUGUUUAGAGAGACCAGGUUCAGACAAUGGUAUAUAUUUUUGUUAUCAGGUGCAUGUCUGUCUGAUUUUAUUUUCUUCUUGUUGGACUAUGUUUGUGAACAUAAGCGUCAUAAGUUAUGUUUCAGAUUUUCAAAUUUAUUUAUACGUGUGAUAAUGAAUGCUUCUAUUUAAAGGGGAAAUAUUUCUACAUGUGCAUAUAGUUUUCCAAGAGUGUACCAUUAACUUGAUUGUUGAUAAUAAAAACAAAAAGCAAGUAUAAGCAA
This is a messenger RNA of Mesocricetus auratus (golden hamster), 2884 nucleotides long. It is a transcript of the gene Phox2b, whose product is annotated as paired like homeobox 2B. The coding region runs from base 255 to 1199 and encodes 314 amino acids. Lineage: Eukaryota; Metazoa; Chordata; Mammalia; Rodentia; Cricetidae. Gene Ontology annotation, biological process: regulation of transcription by RNA polymerase II. The transcript is spliced from 3 exons. Gene Ontology annotation, molecular function: RNA polymerase II transcription regulatory region sequence-specific DNA binding; DNA-binding transcription factor activity, RNA polymerase II-specific. The record is from RefSeq and is a predicted model, not a curated record.